AACGUUUACAAGUCCAACAAGCCUGCACUGAAGUACGGUGUCAACAUGGUUGAAAAGGCCGCACAGCCAAUGGUUACCAUCAUCGGUGAAACUAGGGAGGAAUGGAGACGUAAGAGGAGAUUGAGUAAAGCCAACGAGAUGUUCCCCGACGAGGCAAAGGUUGACAUACCACCAUCGUCCUCGCUGCUACCUUCUACAAAAAGGCAGAAGCUGCCCUCGAUAUCUGAGGCACUAUCACUGGGAAAUAGAAACUUGAACGAGCUGAGCUUCCAGAUGUCCAUCGAGUCCAAAAAGAGGCUCCAGGCCUGUCUUCAGCUGUUGAUGCUUGCAAACAAGCAACUGUCGACAAAAGUGGAACAUCUACAGCAUCUCUUGAAGGAACAGGAGCGCAUCGUUGAACACCGACGUCGCUCUGAGACAGAUGUCGUUAGAGACGAAGAUGGUGACGUUUACCACGAUGCCUCCGAGUCUAUCAGCACAACCGAUGAGAUCAAGCAUGAGAUCAUUGGCACAGUGAAGAAGAUCGUUUCCUUCAUCUCCAAGUACGGUGGUAACUCGCUUCCUGAACCAGCAAGAACAGACGUCCGUGAAGAGCUGCUCAAACUCCCCAACAGAUGGGCUUCACAGCAGACAACUAAUACGCUGAUAAACUACAAUACAAACGCAAAAGUGCUGGUCCUGGCCAACGACUCCUUGGACAUGGUGAGAUCCGUCAUGUCUGUGUUCCAUGAUACUCUAAGCAGAGCAGACCAUUGGAUCAAACAAAAGCAGGCAAAGCAGUUAGCCAAGCAAGCCAUGUGGAAUAGUUCAAUGAGGAGACGAGAAGCACAAGAACAGAUAAAGGAUAUGGAUCCCAAUGUUGUUUCUGACGAUACCGUUGGCUCUAAUAACACCACUCAGCCUCAUAAUACCGUUGAGAAUGGCUGAUCAUGCCAACGCCCUCCUGCUGUUCUACUGUUUCCUGUAAUGUGUUCAUGACUGUUCUAUCGAGAUUUACAUAA
Williopsis jadinii is the source of this 1001-nucleotide messenger RNA. RefSeq names its product transcriptional regulator OPI1 (gene OPI1). The coding region runs from base 46 to 927 and encodes 293 amino acids. The transcript has 2 exons. Gene Ontology annotation, molecular function: transcription corepressor activity. Gene Ontology annotation, cellular component: endoplasmic reticulum; nucleus. NCBI's taxonomy places the organism in Eukaryota, Fungi, Ascomycota, Saccharomycetes, Phaffomycetales, Wickerhamomycetaceae. Gene Ontology annotation, biological process: phospholipid biosynthetic process; endoplasmic reticulum unfolded protein response; regulation of transcription by RNA polymerase II. The record is from RefSeq and is a predicted model, not a curated record.